Molecule: messenger RNA, 795 nt
Organism: Trametes versicolor FP-101664 SS1
Lineage: Eukaryota; Fungi; Basidiomycota; Agaricomycetes; Polyporales; Polyporaceae
Exons: 3
Coding region: 1-795 (264 amino acids)
Source: RefSeq, a predicted model, not a curated record
AUGCACCCUCAACGUUCAUACAGUAGCUCGCCGUCCGACGACGGCGCACAUUACGACAGCUCACCCGGGUCUACGCACUCCCAACCUGGACCCCAACCACACCUCUACACUGAAAACGCUCCUACCUCCCCGCGCGACGGCUACGCCUUGCACUCAGGCUACCCCGCUAUGAAUGGAACACUCGAUGGCAACUUGCGCCCCCAUCUCCCACAGGAUGGGUCGCUCGAGCCCCGCUACGACACGCUUGCCUCGUCGCACAUCUACAACUCAUCUCCCGCAUAUCCCCCUGCCCCCCGCACUUAUCAUGCUCAUGAGGCUACUCCCUCAACCUUUGUGGACUAUGCCCUGGCCGCGAGCUACGGGCAACCCAUCCGCGCGCCCUACCCAACGGGCAGUACUUCCCCUGAUGUCUCUCGUCUCUCCUACGUCCCACCAAUGCCGCCGAACCGUACCCAGUACCCUGACCAUAUCCACAAACCGGCCCUGCCGAUGUGCGAAUGGGACGGGUGCAAUCAGCCGUUGGGUGACAAUACGUGCGCCGGCGUCCGGCGGCACCUCCGGGACCACCAUUACAAGGGCAAGCCGCCGUCUGCGAAGGAUCCCGUGCAGUGCAAGUGGGGCGGGAGCUGCCGGCGGGAACCGAUGCAGUGGGAGAACAUCCCGAAGCACAUCUCGGAGUGCCACACGAAGACGAUGACCCGGUUCUGCGCGUUGUGCGGAGAUAGUUUCGCGCGUAGCGACACGCUCAAGCGGCACAAGGAGGCUGGGAACUGCUCGAGGUCGAGCUUGCGUUAA